This is a messenger RNA of Caenorhabditis angaria, 341 nucleotides long. The record is from the annotation of a GenBank genome assembly. NCBI's taxonomy places the organism in Eukaryota, Metazoa, Nematoda, Chromadorea, Rhabditida, Rhabditidae.
AUGACUAGGUAAGUUAGUUUCUCACGAGAUUUCUCUGAAAAUUUUCAAAAAAUCAAUUUUCCAGGCAAAAAAUGACGAAGAAGCUGCUACUUUCAAUACUCCGCAAAAAAUACAAGCUACACAAUUAUCAUCUGAUGUAUAAAAUCAUGAGGCCUGCGAUGUCUGAGCAAUUCCAAUUCCGAAGAAAAAUCUUGGCCCCGGUCCAGCCAUAUUUCACACCAGAAGUCAGGAAAUUCACGAUUUUCCUGAUUCUCAAGCUGAUUUUCAAUAUUUUGUUGGCGAUUUUGGCCGCAGAAAUUGGAAAACGCUCAUUUUUUCAUUUGAAGGAUGUUUUACUUUGA